Messenger RNA from Cucurbitaria berberidis CBS 394.84, 640 nucleotides. RefSeq lists its product as uncharacterized. The coding region runs from base 432 to 587 and encodes 51 amino acids. The transcript is spliced from 2 exons. Lineage: Eukaryota; Fungi; Ascomycota; Dothideomycetes; Pleosporales; Cucurbitariaceae. The record is from RefSeq and is a predicted model, not a curated record.
UGUAGACAAAGACACACCAAAAUACUAUAGACCAAUCAUCCAGAAUCCAACCAAAAAUACCACCUGAUUCUCCACUCUGAAUCCACAGCAGACAGCCCAAAGAUACAAGUCCAACCAAGCGUAAUUCCACCGACCGGGCCCCAAAUCUAAUCCAGCCUGAACUCAGAGAACCUUGCAAGGUACCGCGGAGACUUACUCGACCUCGUCCCGAAGGACACGAUGCUCUAGUCUGGGAGGGGGGUUGCUGAUGGAUAGGGAGUUGCUCACACCAUCAAUUCCCAAGCAAGGAACUCAAAGCCACAGACUGGAAAAAACCGUGGAACCACGGGCCGUGGGUAACUAACCUGGGAGGAUGUCGGAGCUGCCUGCUGAUCUGCCAUUCCUUCACUGAUGUGCCUCCAAGCCUCCAAGUCGAUGUCCUUGUUACUGAUAUGAAGAAGUGCCCCGAAGCGCCGCAAAGGCGUCAACUGGUCGGUGCCAUAUUGGUGAGAGGCGAUGUGUGUUGGGUUUGCUGUGGAGUGAAGGUGUCGGUGAGAUCACCUUCACUCCAGGAAGCAAGUUUGUUUGAGGUUGAGGUGAGAGAAUGAGUGCUUGCUCGUGCAGUAGCUCGAGGAUGUCGAAAGGUUGUGUGUGUAUGCGG